Molecule: messenger RNA, 733 nt
Organism: Rhipicephalus sanguineus (brown dog tick)
Lineage: Eukaryota; Metazoa; Arthropoda; Arachnida; Ixodida; Ixodidae
Gene: sqh
Product: myosin regulatory light chain sqh
Exons: 4
Coding region: 149-673 (174 amino acids)
Biological process (GO): post-embryonic development; locomotion
Cellular component (GO): cytoplasm; myosin II complex
Molecular function (GO): myosin heavy chain binding; calcium ion binding
Source: RefSeq, a predicted model, not a curated record
GUUUACCGGUUUCCACUUCCUGCGGGUGAGUGUGCUUCAUACUUCAUCCUGAGAUUUAGGGUAAGAGCAGGGCGUUGUCAGCUCUGCGUGCCUGUCAGAAGUUCAUCUGAAAGAAAACUUCAUCUGAAGCCCUCUGCUCGCUAGAACCAUGUCGAGUCGGAAGACCAAAGGCAGGGGCCCCACGAAGAAACGGGCCCAGCGAGCCACAUCCAAUGUGUUCGCUAUGUUUGACCAAGCGCAGAUACAGGAGUUCAAAGAAGCGUUUAACAUGAUUGACCAGAACAGGGACGGCUUCAUCGACAAGGAGGACUUGCACGAUAUGCUGGCCUCACUCGGCAAGGACCCAGCGGACCCGUACUUGGACAGCAUGAUGAACGAAGCUCCGGGCCCGAUCAAUUUUACGAUGUUCCUGACCCUUUUCGGGGAGCGGCUGCAAGGAACAGACCCUGAGGAUGUCAUCAAGAAUGCUUUCGCUUGCUUCGACGAAGAGAACGUCGGCCGCAUACACGAGGAACGGCUUCGCGAGCUUCUGACCAGCAUGGGCGACCGCUUCACCGACGAAGAUGUUGAUGAAAUGUUUCGUGAAGCACCUAUAGACAAGAACGGAAUGUUCAAUUACUUGGAAUUCACACGCAUCUUGAAACAUGGUGCCAAGGAGAACGAUGACCAGUGAAUGCAUAUUUUUGUAUCCUUUUAUAUUGAAUAAAGAAAGCACUCUAUUGUUCCUCUUUCA